AUGGCAGACGAAAAACAUACCAACCCUCCCGAGAUUCAACUCGCCCUUGAUCACGAAAAGGCCCAAGAAGGAGAAAUCCUUGAAGCCCAAGAGAAAUCCAACGGCAAAGAUGUUGCGGCACACUUCCUCGCUCACCUGGACCCUGCCAUCGCGGUGGAACCUGUCACCGAGGCCGAAGCGCGCCGUGUGCUUUGGAAAAUUGAUCUGAUCCUCAUUCCCUUGAUCAUGGUGACAGUGGUUCUCGCCGCUAUUGAUAAGGUCAUCAUCUCAAAUGCGGCCAUCUACGGCAUGAAGACAGACACCCACUUGACUGGCGAUCAGUACUCUUGGGUAGGCUCAAUCUUCUACUUUGGAUACCUCGCCUUUGAAUACCCUACAGCGUUACUCAUUCAGCGGCUUCCUGUGGCUAAACUAACUUUUGGGGGCCUAGCCACCGUGCGCUUCUUAAUGGGCAUGACGGAAGCCGCCGUGUUCCCAAUCUCCAGCAUCUUGACUGUCAUGUGGUGGAAGACAAGCGAGCAGCCUCUCCGUGUCGCAUUCUGGUUCAAUCAGCUCUCCUCCGUCUUCUCCGGCUUGAUCAGCUACGGUAUUGGCCAAACGAACACGUCGGUAGGACCCUGGAGAUUGCUCUUCCUUGUGCUAGGUGGAUUCUCCGUCCUUUGGUCCGUCGUUUUGUACAUAUUCUUGCCCGAUUCGCCCGUGCAAUGCUGGUAUUUCUCGGACCGCGAGAAAUUCGUCUGCCUCGAGCGCGUCAAAGACAACAAUACCGGCAUGGAAGACAAAACCAUCAAGUGGUACCAAGUGCGUGAGUGUUUAGUCGACCCCAAGACUUGGCUUCUGGCGCUGUUUUCGCUGGCCCAGAACAUCCCCAAUGGUGGUCUGGUGACUUUCUCGGCUAUUAUUGUGAAGGGUCUGGGGUAUUCCUCAUUGAUCACCACCAUCCUUGGUAUCCCCACCGGUGUGCUUGCAACGGUCUGGCAGAUCAUGCUGGGCUUCCUAGCUGCUAGCGUGCCCAACUCCCGUUGUACUAUUAUCGCCCUGGCCAACCUGGUCCCCAUGAUCUGCGCUAUUCUGAUGUGGAAGCUGCCACGUGAGAACCAGCAUGGUCUUCUGGCGGCAUACUAUGUCUUCUACACCUACUGGGCGCCGUACGUGCUGUCGACUUCACUUCCAAUGGCCAAUACCAGCGGCCAUAGCAAAAAGUUGACCAUGAACGCCAUCUUCUUCUUGGCGUAUUGUAUUGGCAACAUCAUUGGUCCCCAGUGUUUCCGUUCCGAUGAUGCACCAUCGUACUCUCGAGGAUACGAGGGUCUUCUGGCCUGUCUUGUUGUGGCUAUAGUUGCCAUUAUUUCCUAUGGGGUUCUUUGCCGAUGGGAAAACUACCGCCGUGACAAGGAAGCCGAGUCAAAUGUGGAGAUAUCCGAAGCUGCAUUCUCGGAUCUAACCGAUAAAGAAAAACGCUCUUUCCGGUAUACUUAUUAG
This is a messenger RNA of Penicillium psychrosexuale, 1482 nucleotides long. RefSeq lists its product as uncharacterized. The record is from RefSeq and is a predicted model, not a curated record. Gene Ontology annotation, cellular component: membrane. Gene Ontology annotation, biological process: transmembrane transport. Gene Ontology annotation, molecular function: transmembrane transporter activity. The transcript is spliced from 2 exons. The coding region runs from base 1 to 1482 and encodes 493 amino acids. NCBI's taxonomy places the organism in Eukaryota, Fungi, Ascomycota, Eurotiomycetes, Eurotiales, Aspergillaceae.